UGGUGUGUAGCCUUUUUAAUUUCGAAGUGUUCCGAAUACGGAAAAGACGUCAACAAUGGCAGAAAGAGAGCAAAUUUUAGCUGAUUUUCAGGCAUGUACACAGCUUGAUGACAUAGAGACAUGCAUCGCAAUUCUGGACCAGAAUGAUUGGAAUUUAAUGCUAGCCGUGCAGACAGUUAUGGGAGGGGCAGAUUCCCCCACAGGGCCUGAGAUGGUACAACCCCCUUUACCAAAACCUCCCACAGAGGACCAGUUCUUCAGCUCUGGGAUAUUCAGCGACCCAGUACCAUGGCGAUCUGAGAAUGUCAUCGACUCGGCUGCAAGUUUUGACCCCGGAUCAGCCUCAGGGGUGGGGCUUGGAACGUCCUCUGGGGCAGGAGUGAGUAGCAGGGGAUAUGAUAAACGGAUGCUGCACUUCAAUGUGGAGUACAGGGACAGAAAGAUAGAUGUAUUUAUCCAGGAUACGGAAUGUGUUGCUCAGAUCAAAGAGAUUCUCAGCAAUGAACUUGGAGUUCCUGUCAUCAGACAAGAACUGAAGGGCUGGGCCAACAGAAAAGUCACAGAUAACAUUGUUCUUCGAGACCUGCAUCUGCCAAAAGAGAACAACCUGUUCCUGUUGACCCCUGACCUUCAUAGCACAGCAGAGACAUCUGCAGGCACCUCUGCCAGCCUUAGUGACAAUCUGUCCCGCUCCUACAACCUGAAGAUCACUAUCAAAGAGGACCCGAGCCGGUACAGACAACUCAGUCUGCAGUUUGUGGGCACCAAGACAGUAGAGGAGGUAAAACAAGAUGUGUUCAACGUGUGCGACAUACCCGCCAGGCAUCAAGUGUGGACAGGAUGGCCGGAGAACACAACGAACUCUAGGCAGAUAGGUUCACUGGGCCUGUCCUAUCCAAGUCAUGUCCUGGAGCUGACCAAGUCGAAUCUGGCCUCAAAACCAAGGACUGCUCAGGAGGUUGCUAUGGAGAUACAGAUCAGCGACGAUGAUGACGACCUCCAUGAGCUCACGCCUGGAUUUGACGACAUGUUUCCCUUGCAUGAGGACCACUAUACUAGCAGAAAGCAGUCACCGCUUAUUCCCGAGACAGUCAAGGAUGAGACCGAGGCCCUGGAACAUUUCACCAGGGAGUUCCGUGAUAGGUAUGGGGAGUGUCACCCUGUGUUCUAUGUUGGAAGUCUGGACAAUGCCAUCAGGGAUGCACUUCUGUGCAGUGCCAAAGAGCGCAAGUUGUUGGCGAUCUAUUUACACCAUGACACCAGCAUCUUCUCCCAUGUGUUCUGCUCUCAGACCCUCUGCAAUGAAGGCAUUGUGAACUUCAUCACCUCCAACUUCCUCACCUGGGCCUGGGACAUGACCCUCGAGACUAACUCAGCCAGGUUAAUCACCAUGGCUACACGCCAUUUUGGCAGUGUGGCAGCCAAUCAGAUCCGUUCUUACAAACCAGACAACCUUCCCGUGAUCCUCAUUAUAUCACGUGCUCGGGCUACCAAUGAAGUCGUAGAUGUCAUCAGAGGUGAUGUGACAGUUGAUGAACUCAUGUCCAAACUUCUACAAGACGUUGAAGUGUUUCAACAACAGCAGCAGAAAGACAUUGUGGAAGAAGCUGAACGUGAAGCCAGAGAGAGCAUUCGCAGUGAACAAGACUUUGCCUAUAAACAGUCCCUGGAGGCUGACAGGAAAAAGCAAGAGGCGCGUGUCGAGGAGGAGAGACGCCAGGCAGAGCAGGAGAGGAAGGAGAGGGUAAAACAGGAGCAGGAGGCAAGGAGGGUCAGGGAGGAGGAGGAGAAGAAGAAGAGAAUAGAAGAACAGUUAGCACAACAGGUUCCAGAUGAACCCCCAGAGGGUUGCACAGAGGUCACAUGUACAUUGAGAAUUCGUUGUCCCGACCGGGAAAUGUUGUUACGCCGGUUUUACGGCCGUAACAAGCUACGAGCCGUCAUGAACUUCAUCACCUCAAAGGGUUUUCAUCUGUCGGAUUAUAAACUAUUGACCACCUUCCCUCGAAGGGAUCUAUCUGAAGCAGAUACCAAUAAGACUUUGGAAGACUUGAAACUGUGUCCACAAGAAACUCUGAUUCUUGAGGAACGGACAUGAAUCCCUUGCAUGGGUCAACGAUGUUAAUGGAUGUAUGGGUCAAUCGAUAUUGUAUCAAUUAUUUAUGUGUACUCAUGUAGGACAUUAUGUGGUCAGAUUCUCCCCACUUUCUGAAAUACAGUAAAAUCAUUUAUAUUCAUCAGCUUGGAAUUUCUUUUCUUUUUUUAAUAAAUAACUCUGUGGACAUGAAUAUUUAAAAAAAAAGAUGAUUUGGGAACAAAAAUGCGGAAUUUCCGUUGCUCAUUUUCCGACGCGUUUGUUUUAAAUAUAUGGAUUGGUCAAAAUCAAACAAAUUUAAUGUCCCUCGAAUAAUAAUGAUAUAGCAGUAUCCUUCAUUGGUAGGAGCACGUUUAUGUUUUCAGAAAAGUCGCUGUUAAUUUCAUGUACAGAUUACUGUGAAAGAUUAUUUAAUGCAAUAUUAUGAUUAACACGUAAAUGUGAUACUUGGUUAUGUUGAUUUGAUCGCUUGAUAAAAUAUUUUUUAGACAGUUGUUUGUUAAAAAAUAAGAAAUUUGAAUAUUUCUUUAUCUGUCUGUAUGCAUGUAAAUGCAUAGCAUUUAUUUCUAGUAAAUUAUUUAGCUAUUUCAUAUCAAAGGUGUAUUUCAAGAUUUGUUUUUCUCAAUUAAGUAUUCUAAACUUCAAAAAGAUAAAAGAGUCAGACAGCAUGCAAUAAAUUCCUCAUAGCAGUUACUUCCUUAGUCAGUUAACUCGUACCACUGCCGUUAUAUAUAUAUAUAUAAGCCUGGUUCUGGGAAAACCGGCUUUACUGCAUGUGCGUAAAGUGUUGUCCCAGAUUAGCCUGUGCAGUCCGCAGAGUUUGUUUGGCUUUAUGUUGAUGUCAAAUUUUGUGGGGAUAACUUUAACAAGUUGAUAUAAACAAUUACUAGUAUAUAACGAUGUUUAUUUGCUUCUGCAAAUUAAAUGUAUGACUAUCAGAUGACACCAGUUUUCACAUGUUGCUCCUGCCUUAGUUGUUAAUUUGUAUAUCUGAUCCCAAAAACGUGCUAACUUUAGUUAGAUUAUUCACUUUUGUCUGAUUGUUUUGUAAUCAUAGAUUUUUUUUAUUUAACUGAAAAGGGAGGUAUUAAGUACCGGUAAUCUAAAACUUUUAAACUGGUUCAAGCUUCAAACUGGCUGUUUUCUUAAAUAUAACUUGGAGUUUCUACUUUUUGGAAGUGUUCUUUUUGAUUAAGUAAAAAAACAAAGGUCAGUUUUGCUGUUUCUGUCAAAUACAAGUCAGUUUUUAUGCCCCUGGAUAGAAUGAUUGGGGGUGUAUUGUUUUUGGCCUGUCUGUCUGUCAUUGUGUGUGUCUGUCCCAAAAAAUUUAACCUUGGUCAUAACCUUUGCAAUAUUAUAGAUAGCAACUUGAUAUUUGGCAUGCAUGUGUAUCUCAUGGAGCUGCACAUUUUGAGUGGUGAAAGGUCAAGGUUAUCCUUCAAGGUCAAAUACAUGGCUUCAAAGCUCAGUAGGGGGGAUUGUGUUUCACAAACACAGCUCUUGUUUGGCAAAAACCUAUCUACAUGUGGUAUCAUUUAAUUACUUUAUUAAAAGCCUGGCUUAAAUUUUUCUCUAAAACACAAUUGUAAAUGGUUGAAGUAUUGUCAAAAUUAAAAAAUCACAUUUCAAGUUUUGUUUUUUUUGUUUAAAAUAUUUUUGUAGAGGAAAGUUUAUCAUACAAUGGUAUUUGUAUUGUUUCCCUGUUUUUCUCCCCCCCCCCCCCCCCCCCUCUUUUUAUGCCCCCCUUCGAAGAAGAUGGGGUAUAUUGCUUUGCUCAUGUCGGUCCGUCCGUCCGUCCGUCCACCAGGUGGUUGUCAUACGAUAACUCAAGAACGCUUGGGCCUAGGAUCAUGAAACUUCAUAGGUACAUUGAUCAUGACUCGCAGAUGACCCCUAUUGAUUUUGAGGUCACUAGGUCAAAGGUCAAGGUCACGGUGACUCGAAAUAGUAAAAUGGUUUUUGAAUGAUAACUCAAGAAUGCAUACGCGGCCAACAGGGCACACUCUGAACAAUAUUACUGAAGCAACUGGUCUGUAAUCCUAAAUCUAUAAUUAUCAGUCCAAUGAAACAUCAUCCUUUUAGUAAAAUACAG
Molecule: messenger RNA, 4187 nt
Organism: Dreissena polymorpha
Lineage: Eukaryota; Metazoa; Mollusca; Bivalvia; Myida; Dreissenidae
Product: FAS-associated factor 1-like
Exons: 17
Coding region: 56-2098 (680 amino acids)
Cellular component (GO): endoplasmic reticulum; nucleus
Molecular function (GO): ubiquitin binding
Source: RefSeq, a predicted model, not a curated record